AUGGGAGAGGGUCUCAUACUUGGACUAGGACUGGUGGUAGCUAUAACCAUUCUCAUAUGCUUUCUUGUCUUGUGGUUCAAAGGAAAAUCAUUACUAAAUCAAGGAAAGAAGAAAGAGGAUGCUAGGAUUGAGGCAUUCAUCAAAAAGUUUGGUUCUCUUGCACCAAGGCGAUAUUCUUAUGCAGAAAUCAAAAAAAUGACAAAUAAAUUUAAUCAUAAAUUAGGUCAAGGAGGAUUUGGCAGUGUAUACAAAGGGAAAUUGCCUGACUGUCGUCUCGUGGCGGUCAAAGUCUUAAGUGAAUCAAAAGAAAAUGGAGAGGAUUUCAUGAAUGAAGUGACUAGCAUUAGUAGAACUUCUCAUGUUAAUAUCAUAAGCCUACUUGGUUUUUGUUUUGAGAAAUCAAAGAGAGCUUUAAUUUAUGAAUUCAUGCCCCACGGAUCCUUAGGUGGGUUCAUUUAUGAUAGAGGAUUGCAUCAUCGAAGUUGUCGAUUGGAGUGGAGAACUUUGUAUGACAUUGCACUUGGCAUUGCUAGAGGACUCGAAUACUUGCAUCAAGGUUGCAAGACAAGGAUCUUACAUUUUGAUAUAAAACCUUACAACAUCCUUUUAGAUGAAAACUUCUAUCCCAAAAUCUCUGAUUUCGGUUUGUUUAAAUUAUGUGAAAGAAAGAAGAGUAUUAUUUCCAUGGCUUGUGCUAGAGGAACAAUAGGAUAUACUGCUCCAGAAUUGGUUUGUCGAAACUUUGGUGGACUUUCUUAUAAAUCUGAUGCCAAUAGUUAUGGAAUGAUGGUCCUUGAAAUGGUGGGAAGAAAAAAUAUUGAUGUUGGAGUGUCUCAAACUAGUGAAGUAUAUUUUCCGUCCUGGAUUUAUAAGCAUCUUGAUAAAUCUAUGAACUUGAAUCUUAAUAGAGUAAUAGUUGAAGAAGAAGAAGAAGAAAUAACAAGGAAGUUGAUUAUUUUGAGCCUUUGGUGCAUUCAAUCUAAUUCAUCUGAUCGACCAUCGAUGACUAAAGUGAUAGAAAUGUUACAAGCAAAUCUUCAAUCAUUGAUAAUUCCACCUGGACCUUUUGUAUCUUCCCUGUACAAUCUCCUAAAACUUUAG
Molecule: messenger RNA, 1101 nt
Organism: Gossypium arboreum
Lineage: Eukaryota; Viridiplantae; Streptophyta; Magnoliopsida; Malvales; Malvaceae
Product: PR5-like receptor kinase
Exons: 2
Coding region: 1-1101 (366 amino acids)
Biological process (GO): protein phosphorylation
Molecular function (GO): protein kinase activity; ATP binding
Source: RefSeq, a predicted model, not a curated record